AUGUAUGCGAAAAUUGAAACGGAACGUUUAAAUUACCUCAGAUUUAAUCAGCAAAAAUUGCGCCGUGAAGAAUAUAUUCAUUUACGUGAUGCUGUCCACAAUGAUGGAAAUUUAAAUGAUAUUGGCCAAUUAGUUAUUUUGCCAUCAUCACACAUCGGUAGCCCACGUCACAUGCAUGAAUACGCCCAGGAUGGUAUGACUUAUGUACGACGUGAUGGUCGGCCAGAUUUAUUUAUAACAUAUACUUGCAAUCCGCAAUGGAAAGAAAUAAGAGACCAUUUGCUUUUAGGGCAAAGACCGAUUGAUCGACAUGAUAUAACAGCGCGUGUGUUUAGACAAAAGCUAAGAUCGUUAAUGGAUUUUAUUGUGAAACAUAAAGUUUUUGGUGGUGUUCGUUGCUGGAUGUACUCUAUUGAAUGGCAAAAGAGAGGUUUGCCUCAUGCCCAUAUUUUGAUAUGGUUUGUCACAAAAAUCACAACAGAUCAAAUUGAUAUUGUUGUAUCUGCUGAAAUUCCGGAUAAAACCCUUGACCCUGAAUUGUUUGAAAUUGUGACUAAGAACAUGAUCCAUGGACCAUGUGGCGUUUUAAACCCUCAAUCACAGUGUAUGAUUGAUGGCAAUUGUUCUAAGCGAUUUCCUAAAGAAUUGGUUCAACAAACAAUCACUGGUCAUGACGGUUAUCCAUUAUAUCGUCGUCGCGCAAUAAAUGACAGUGGACAAUCAUUUCGUUUGAGAGUUAAUAAUCAAGAAAUCGAAAUUGAUAAUCGUUGGAUUGUACCAUAUUCGCCUCUGUUGUCUAAAACAUUUAAGGCGCAUAUAAAUGUUGAAAUUUGUAAUUCUGUAAAAUCUAUAAAAUAUAUUUGUAAAUAUAUAAACAAGGGGAGCGAUAUGGCCGUUUUUGGUGUUCCAAAUCAGAACAAAAAUGAUGAAAUUGAUCAAUAUCAAAUGGGCAGAUAUAUUAGUAGUAAUGAAGCAGUAUGGCAUAUUUUUUCAUUUCCGAUUCAUGAUAGGUAUCCAACUGUUCUUCAUUUGUCUGUCCAUCUUGAAAAUGGGCAACGAGUCUAUUACACUCCUGAAAAUGCGGAAGUAAGAGCAGAAAGCCCACCGGAAACAACAUUAACCGCAUUUUUUAAUUUAAGUUCAUCUGAUCAAUUUGCAAGAACAUUAUUAUAUUCAGAGGUUCCUCAAUAUUAUACCUGGCAAGCAUCAAAUAAAAAUUUUCAAAAACGUAAACAAGGAAAUCGAGUUGAUGGUCACAUUGAUAUAUUUCAAACGGAUGCUAUUGGCCGCAUUUAUACGGUCCAUCCAAAUACUGAGGAAUGUUAUUUUUUGCGUUUACUAUUAAUAAAUGUUCGUGGGCCAACAUCUUUUGCAGAUUUACGAACAGUUGAUGGGUAUUUAUGUCCUACAUAUCGUGAAGCAUGCCGGCGUUUAAAUUUACUGGAAGAUGACCAACAUUGGAAUAAUACAUUACAAGAUGCUGCUCUUGCGGCAAAUCCAUAUCAAAUGCGUACUUUAUUUGCAAUUAUAAUAUCUGCAUGUAGUCCGUCGAAUCCACGAGAGCUAUGGGCAAAUCAUUGUGAUCAUUUGUCAGAAGAUAUUUUACAUACAGUUCGUCGUCUAAGAAUGAAUCCACAAUUGGAUUUUACACCAGAAAUUCAUAACGAAGCAUUAAUUAUGAUUGAAGAUUUGUGUUUAGCAAUGUCAAAUAAACUUCUAUCACAAGUAGGUAUGAUUUCACCUGAUCGUGCAAUGCAUGGCACUUUCAAUUUGGAUUUAGAUCGUGAACGAAAUUAUGAUGCAAAUACAUUAGAUCAAUAUGUUCAAAGAAAUGUUCCAUUAUUGAAUGAAAAACAAAAGGAAGCUUACUUUAAAAUCAUGGACGAAGUUAGUGCUGGAAAUGGUGGAUUUUAUUUUUUGGAUGCUCCUGGUGGAACCGGUAAAACAUUUUUACUAUCAUUGUUUUUGGCUGCUGUGAGAAUGAACAAAGACAUAGCGUUAGCGCUUGCAUCGUCUGGAAUUGCAGCAACAUUAUUGGAUGGUGGUCGAACAGCUCAUUCGGCUCUAAAAUUGCCUUUAAAUGUUCAUAUUUUGGAAUUGCCAACAUGUAACAUUUCAAAGAGAUCCGGAAUGGCAAAAGUAUUGCAGCAGUGUAAACUUAUUAUCUGGGACGAAUGUACCAUGGCGCACAAAAAAUCUUUAGAAGCAUUCAAUCGUACAUUACAAGAUUUGAGAGGUAAUAAUCGUCUUUUUGGUGGUGCAUUGGUGUUAUUUGCUGGAGAUUUCAGGCAAACACUCCCGGUUAUUCCUCGAUCUACUGCUGCUGACGAAUUAAAUGCUAGCUUGAAAUCUUCAACAUUGUGGAAGUAUGUGAAAACACUUUCUCUCAACGAAAAUGUAAGAGUGUUAUUGCAAAAUGAUCCAACAGCGGCAGAAUUUUCCAAGCAAUUAUUGAAAAUUGGAAAUGGUGAACUGCCUCUUGAUAUUGAUGGUCAAAUAACAUUCCCAAAUAAUUUUUGUUCGUUAUCAGAAUCGAAUGCUGCGCUAAUACAAAGUGUGUUUCCUAAUAUUGUAAAUAAUUAUCAAAACUAUGAUUGGUUAAGUCAAAGAUGUAUAUUGGCAUGUACAAAUAAGGAUGUUAUAAGUAUCAAUGAGGAAAUUCUGAACAAAAUACCAGGUGAAAUUGUAAUUUACAAAUCUAUCGAUACCGUCACGAAUCCGGAUGAAGUCGUAAACUAUCCAACUGAAUUUUUAAAUUCAUUGGAUCUACCAGGAAUUCCACCACAUUAUUUGAAAUUAAAAGUUGGUAUUCCAAUUAUUAUGCUGAGAAAUCUUAAUCAUCCAAGAUUAUGCAAUGGCACCAGAUUGGUAGUGAAACGUUUAAUGAAAAAUCUAAUAGAAGCAACAAUUUUAACUGGUAAAUUUAAGGGCGAACAUGUUUUAAUACCACGAAUACCAAUGAUUCCAUCUGAUUUGGCUUUUGAAUUUAAGCGUUUGCAGUUGCCUGUUCGUGUCGCUUUUGGUAUGACCGUUAAUAAAUCUCAAGGCCAAACCCUUGAAAUCUGUGGUAUACAUUUGGAACAUCCAGUUUUCUCCCAUGGUCAACUUUAUGUUGGUUGUUCACGUGUUGCAAUAAAAGUUGCUCAUACGCCACCGUGA
This is a messenger RNA of Episyrphus balteatus (marmalade hoverfly), 3159 nucleotides long. RefSeq lists its product as uncharacterized. The coding region runs from base 1 to 3159 and encodes 1052 amino acids. Gene Ontology annotation, biological process: DNA repair; telomere maintenance. The record is from RefSeq and is a predicted model, not a curated record. The transcript has 2 exons. Gene Ontology annotation, molecular function: DNA helicase activity. Lineage: Eukaryota; Metazoa; Arthropoda; Insecta; Diptera; Syrphidae.